This is a messenger RNA of Syzygium oleosum, 3165 nucleotides long. RefSeq names its product G-type lectin S-receptor-like serine/threonine-protein kinase At4g27290. The transcript has 8 exons. NCBI's taxonomy places the organism in Eukaryota, Viridiplantae, Streptophyta, Magnoliopsida, Myrtales, Myrtaceae. Bases 562 to 2991 code for a protein of 809 amino acids. Gene Ontology annotation, biological process: protein phosphorylation; recognition of pollen. The record is from RefSeq and is a predicted model, not a curated record. Gene Ontology annotation, molecular function: ATP binding; protein serine/threonine kinase activity.
UCUAGGACCUAAUUGUCUUGAGAGACGGAGAGUUUAUUCCACUAUCUUGACUUUCACAGAGUUAAUAGGUUCUUUAGCAAUACUUGAUAUAUAAAGCUGGGUCUAUUAGAUUCAUCUAUAUAGUGGUACGGCGAACUGUAAUUGUGCUUUUAAACAAAUUAAGCCACCUGCAAUAUCUAAUAAGGCUCUACAAUAUCCAUUUGAAAAGCCAGUCUUAAUACAUCUGAGAAUUUUCAAUAAUUUCUGAUCAGUAAAAAAUGUUCCAGGUGAACCAUAAAAUCUUUUUUGUUUUCUUUAGACCUUCUUCUACGACAACGACCAUACGGGAGUGUCGUUGGAAUUUAAAUGCCCAAAUAGCGUGUUAUGACCGUUCUAACGUAUGAAUAUGAGUAAUCGCAUUCCGAUGACUAGGUUCUUGCCAAGCCUGACAGAUUUUAGCGUGUUGGAGACUGAUCCACGAACAUUUGAGUGGCUGGUCUUCUUGCAUGACCCGACUCAAUCCAAUCAGCGAGUCCCAGAACUUGCUCUGCACCAAACUAAGAUCAAGCAGAAGGGUUUGCAAUGGCAGAUCCUCCUAUCUUCAGCUCCUUUUGCACUUCCAUCGUCCUUCUGUCACUGUUGCGCCUGUCAAGUGCAGGUGACACCUUGAGUUCAGUUCAAUCUAUCAAAGAAGGAGAGACUUUAGUUUCCCAGGGCCGAAAAUUUGAGCUUGGUUUCUUCUCUGCCGGAAGCUCAAAGAACAGCUUCCUAGGGAUAUGGUUCGUGGUGAGUCCUGAAACGGUUGUUUGGGUUGCUAACAGGAACAGUCCACUCACCGAUUCAAAUGGUACUCUGGAAAUAAGCAAUGAAGGUGAACUUGUUCUUCUCAACCAAUCAAAGAGCGUCAUUUGGUCAACGAAUUCAACCAAGGUUAUUGGAAACCCAGUUGCACAGCUCCUAGAUUCUGGUAACCUUGUUCUUAGGGAAAGCGACAGUUCAGGUUCUGUGGAUUACUCAUGGCAGAGCUUUGAUUACCCAUCAGACACGAUGUUGGAUGGUAUAACAAUGGAAUGGAACUUUAGAAACGGUUUGGCACGUCAUCUGACUUCUUGGAGAAGUACAGAUGAUCCUUCCCCUGGUGACCAUACAUUCGGAUACAAAAUUGACGGCUUACCUCAACUUGAAAUAGUCAGCAGGGGGUCAGUCAAAUUAUUUCGAACGGGGCCAUGGAAUGGAGUUGGAUUUGGUGGUGAUUCCAAUGAGACGAGUAUCAUCGUUAAAACCAUCGCUGUUUACAACGAAACGGGUGCCUAUUACAAGUCUGAAACUUUAAAGGACAAUGUCACUCUCAAAGGCAUAUUAAGGUCAGAUGGUGUUAUGCAGUGUCAUAUAUUGAAGAGUGGAAGCACGGUGUGGGAUUUUAUGUACUCGGUCCCUCAUGACCCUUGUGACACCUAUGGACUGUGUGGCGCUAAUGGCGUAUGCAGAGUUAACCAAAGCCCAAGAUGCCUCUGCUUGCAGGGUUUUAUGCCCAAGUCACAAGAGGCGUGGGACAUGCUUAAUUCGACAGAGGGGUGCAUAAGGAAAAUUCCAUUGAAUUGUUCUCAGCGGGAGGGUUUUAUGAAGCUUUCGCAGGUGAAACUACCUGACUUGGUAGAUUUCCAGCUAUUCAAGAAUAUGAGCCUUGGGGAGUGCAAGGUUGAGUGUCUAAAGAAUUGUUCUUGCACGGCUUAUGCUAAUUCGGAUAUUAGAGGAGCAGGCUGCUUGAUGUGGUUUGGCGAUCUCAUUGAUAUUAGGGCAAUUGACGUGACUGAUAAUGGGCAAUAUCUCUUCCUACGGCUACCUGAUUCUGAAUUAGAUUCAAUCCACAGUCCAUCCAAGAAACUGGUGACUAUCAUAGUGGCUUCAGCCAUUUCGGGAUUGCUUAUAGUAGGCAUGACAUUGAUCAUAAUCUGGAAGAGAAGAAUGAAAAGACGAGGCAUGCCAAGUGGGACAGAUGACAUUGACUUACCAUUAUAUGAUUUUGCUACCGUUGCUGUUGCCACCAACCAUUUCUCUCAAACAAACAAGCUAGGAGCGGGCGGCUUCGGUUCGGUCUACAAGGGAAGUCUUUCCACAGGACAAGAAGUUGCAGUGAAAAGGCUGUCAAAAUUUUCUGGGCAAGGUCCUGAUGAGUUUAUGAAUGAAGUCGUUCUAAUCGCCGGACUUCAGCACCGGAAUCUUGUUGGACUUGUUGGCUGCUGCAUUGAGGGUGAAGAAAGAAUGUUAAUUUAUGAAUACAUGCCAAACAAAAGCUUGGAUUAUUUCAUUUUUGAUCAUGACAGAAGCUCCUCUUUGGAAUGGAAAAGGCGAUUUGACAUUGUUUUAGGAAUCGCCCGAGGACUUCUCUAUCUCCACCAGGAUUCAAAACUACAAGUUAUCCACAGAGACCUUAAAGCGAGUAACAUUUUGUUAGAUUAUGACAUGAAUCCAAAGAUUUCGGAUUUCGGCCUGGCAAGGAACUUUCAAGGUGAUGACACAGAGGCAAAGACUAGAAGAAUAGUUGGUACAUAUGGUUACAUGUCCCCAGAGUAUGCCUUUGACGGAAAAUUCUCUGUGAAGUCUGACGUUUUUAGCUUCGGUGUGCUAUUGUUAGAGAUGGUCAGUAACCAAAGGAAUAGAGGAUUCCAACAUCCUGAUCAUUGUCACAACCUUCUUGGGCACGCAUGGUUGCUAUGGAGUGAAGGGAGGGCCAUGGAACUCGUAGAUGUAUCUUUAUGCGACUCUGUCGUGGAGUCUCAAGCUGAGAGAUGCGUUCAGGUGGGCUUGCUAUGUGUCCAAAAGUUUCCUGAAGAUAGGCCAAUAAUGUCCAGUGUUAUUUUCAUGUUGGCAAAUGAAGGAGCAACCUUGCCACUGCCUAAAGAGCCUGGUUUCUUCAUGGAGAGGAGUUCAGGUAGCUCAUAUGCAUCUUUAGUUAAGGAAGAAGCCUACACACCCAAUGUUAUUACGGUCACAUUGCCAGAAGGUCGAUAGAAAUGUCAUUGAGGAUGUUUCUGCAGAUUUUAGGCAUGUCAUCUCGGGUACAAAGGACAGAAGAAGCAUCUGAUAGUGUAAAGUUCAAUAAUAAACUUGUCAAACAAGGUAUUGAAAGUUUCGGUACUGAAUUUUAAGUAUUGAAAAUAAAGAUAAAAAGUUGCUCGGUGAUAA